AUGGCUGAGGAAUUGCAACUGGCUUGGAUGGGAGAUUUCGACUCACUGAAACAGUUUGUCAGCGACAAACUUAAUCUAAACGGCGAAUGGGUUAGUCCAGGAGGCGAUAAGAAAUUAUUUAAUGAUGGCUACAUAUCUAUUUCGUGGCGAAAAAAUAAGAAAGCCUUACUGAUCGACGGCGAUGAUUGGGAUAAAUUUAAGAGUAAACUCUGCAGGAUGAUCUGUGCGAACGACUUCAACAAAGGGAAUAUGUGCGAAGAAACUACGACUGUGAAUGUUGAAUGCCGGUCCGCCUCUCCUAUGCGAGCGCCGUUAAGCGAGCUAUCAACCGAGGUAGAAGGCAUUAAACUCGAUGUAACGAUAGCAGAGCGGGAAAUAGAAGUAAACAAGAGUGCUAUAAGCAAAGUUGAGAGCAAUCUACACGAGAUAAAUAGUGGUUACGAAGAUCUUCGUCUACAGUUCGAUGAAUACAAGAAAAUAACCGAAGUAUUAAUUCAGAGGGACAGAUUUCAACAUUCGACAACAUUUGAAUAUUCAAAUGUGAUCGAUAAAGUUAAUCCAAGCGAAACUAAACGGUACGAAGAUGAAGUAAGCCGGCUCAAAAAGGACCUUUCUAGUGAGAGGGAGAAAUGCAAGCGCUUGGAAGCUGAUCUGUCUAUUCUAAUCAAAGGAAGAUCUUGUGAAGUUAAUGAAUUGAACAAUAUUAUUGCCUCUCUUGAAUUUAAACUUAAAGCCACUGAGGCGACUAAUCUCCUUGACAGAUCUAAAACAGACCAAAAUCUCCAAUUCAAAGCAGAAU
This is a messenger RNA of Paramuricea clavata, 799 nucleotides long. Lineage: Eukaryota; Metazoa; Cnidaria; Anthozoa; Malacalcyonacea; Plexauridae. The record is from the annotation of a GenBank genome assembly.